CUCGAUUUGAACUAAUUUAACCGCGUGUGGAUGACGUCAUCAUUUUUAUUGAUGAUAUUGUUAAGCAAAGUCUGCACACGUUUGUUUUCAAGCGUCGAUUUAUGGAGCCAAUGAUUGUGGCUAGUCUACACAGUGUUGAGCUAUCAAAUACCCGGCCAUUAGAAGGCUCUAGGAGAAUGUCCUUAGUGGAUUUAGGCAAACGUUUGCUUGAAGCUGCCAAAAGAGGUGAAACUGAUACUGUCAGAGCUCUCAUGUCCAAUGGAGCUCCAUUCACUACAGACUGGUUGGGCACUUCCCCCCUGCACUUUGCUGCACAGUAUGGUCACCAGGAGACUGCAGAGGUUUUAUUGCGGGCAGGUAUCAGUCGUGAUGCACGGACAAAGGUUGACAGAACGCCAUUGCACGUGGCAUCACAGGAAGGUCAUGUUGCCAUUGUCCAGUUGUUGAUUGGGAGUAAUGCAGACAUUGAUGCUAAAGAUAUGCUAAAGAUGACACCCCUCCACUGGUCGACAGAAAAAGGCCAUGUGUCAAUCAUUGGCCAGUUAAUUAGAAAUGGGGCAGAUGUUACACUUGAGGACAAGUUUAACCGCACCCCGCUGGACAUAGCACUGGCUAAUGGACGUACAGAUAUAGCCCAGCUGCUUCAGCUCCACCAAGAUGCAUCUGGAGUGCUUGAAGACUCAGACACCAUCACCAUAGAGACUCCAGAAACCUUGGUCACAGAGACUGUCUCCACUAGUGAUGGGGUGGACGGACUGGUCAUAGACACUGAUAAAUUCGUUUCUUUUCGCUCAGUGAUCAAAUCAGAACCCGAUGACUCAACAGACCAGAGUAGCACAUCUGUACUGGCCACACUGGCUGCAUUGGCUGAGGCUACAGCUCCCAAUUCUGAUCAGACAUCAACAUCAGAGGCCAUGAGUUGGUUGGAGAGUCAGGGGAUUACCAUGAUAUCCAGUGAUGGCAGUUUGAUCACAUCUGCUGUAGAGAGUGGCCAAACCAUCACACUCACAGAGGCAGGUAAAAUAGCAUUGAACCAGUUCAUCCAGCAAGAGGCAGCCUUGGUUGGUGAGGCCACUGAAGAGGAUGGUGAGGAAAUGGCAGAAGGUAUUGGGGAGGAGAUCACAGAGGAGGCAAUAGUUGAACACACAGGCGCUCAUGUUGAGGGGGGGGAUGAGGAGGACGGGGAGCAUGUGAUUACCAUUAUAACAAGAGCAGAGGAUGAUUCAGACGAGGAGGGCGGAGAAAUCAUUAUGGAGGAGGCAAUAAUCCAUGAGGAACAGGAAGGAGUGAUGAGCCACAUGACAGAUGAGGAUGGGAACUUGAUCAUUGAAGAGUCAACUGCUGGUUUAAGUCAAGAGAGUCAGAUAGAGGCUCAAGUUGAAGAGCAAACAGAGGAGCAUGGAGAGCAGGAGGAGGGCAUUACAUUAGAGGAGGAGGAGGAAGUAGAGUUGGAGGAUGAGGGUGAUUGAGGAGAGGGGAGGGUGAGUGAGGGACUGGAAGG
Physella acuta is the source of this 1501-nucleotide messenger RNA. Its product is annotated as GA-binding protein subunit beta-1. Gene Ontology annotation, cellular component: nucleus. Gene Ontology annotation, biological process: positive regulation of transcription by RNA polymerase II. NCBI's taxonomy places the organism in Eukaryota, Metazoa, Mollusca, Gastropoda, Physidae. The record is from RefSeq and is a predicted model, not a curated record. Gene Ontology annotation, molecular function: protein binding; transcription cis-regulatory region binding.